AUGCACGUCAACUAUGCAGCUUUCCGAGCAGCCGAACGUGCUACACGUCACUAUUUAACUAGCGCUCCACAGUUGGAGCUCGCUGUGGGCAGUUGUGAGAUGCUACUACAUCCAGAAAAGCAGAAACCGAUGAACAGAACUCAAUUUUUACUUCAACUAGAUUCCAGUAUCGUGUUUAACAGCAGCAAUUUGAAUCGAGCAGAACGUCAGGAAGAAGAACCAGACAGUUGUCCCCCGGAAAUAAAAUACCUCUCGAGAGAUGUACCUUCUGUGGUUAACGUGUGUGCAUCAGAGUUAUAUUUUACCACUGAUAUUGAACUUCAAAUUUACUCAUUCACUUUGGCCGCUGAUUCAGACCGCCCGACGAAAAGAGUCCAGUCAAGUCGACACCGGUCAUUGAUUUCAGAAGUAGUUUUGCUUAAUGUCAGACCAACCGCUCGCAUGUCAGGGAUCCGCGCUCCUAUUCGUGGCAUUCCAAGUCAUCUCAGCCACUUACCUAGUUAA
Molecule: messenger RNA, 504 nt
Organism: Opisthorchis viverrini
Lineage: Eukaryota; Metazoa; Platyhelminthes; Trematoda; Opisthorchiida; Opisthorchiidae
Exons: 1
Coding region: 1-504 (167 amino acids)
Source: RefSeq, a predicted model, not a curated record